AUGACGCUGCCUUCAGUCUCUACCGAGCGCUUUGUGCUGCCCUACAUUUCCCCUAACAAUGUACUGAGAUACCUGAGAACUCUGAAGCCAUCACUCUCUCACACCCGAUGGGAUACCACAAGUUUUUUCAAAGACUAUUCAAAUUAUCUUGCAGCCCCUUUCGCCCACAUUUUCAACAUUAGUACUCUGCAAGGUCAAAUCCCCGCUAUAUGGAACAAUUCCUUCGUCACACCUAUUCCCAAAAGUGCCACUUGCAAUCUCGUGUCACACUUCAGACCUAGCAAGAAAGAACUUCUGGAAUCGGUCACAAAGCUCAAUCACAUCGCUCCUGGGCAGCAUGGCUUUCUCCCACGGGCAUCCACAUGUACGCAAUUGUUGAGUUGUACUCGCUACUGGAUUGAAACCCUAAACAGUGGAAAAAAUGUUGAUAUAGUUUCUUUCAAUUUGAGCAAAGCCUUCAAUAGGGUAUGUCACUCUUUGCUGUUGGCCAGGCUUGAGAAGAGUGUCCAUCGGGAGUCCCACAGAGAGGCGUGUUGUCGCCGCUAUUUCCUCUUUUACACUUGCAAUUCACUUGAUCAUCUCAAAACCGACAACAGGAUUAACGUUGCCGGCUUUGCCGAUGACAUAAAAGUAGCAGCGAUCUAUGCGCUGGUAGAAAGACAUGAAGCUCAGGUGGCUCUGAAUAAGUCCGUUGAAAAAAUGCUCAGCUAG
Molecule: messenger RNA, 711 nt
Organism: Haemonchus placei
Lineage: Eukaryota; Metazoa; Nematoda; Chromadorea; Rhabditida; Trichostrongylidae
Source: the annotation of a GenBank genome assembly